AUGUCCUUAAACUACAUCAAGAACUUCUAUGAGGGAUGCCUCCGGCCUCCAACUGUGAUUGGUCAAUUUCACACCCUGUUUUUUGGCUCUGUGCGCAUGUUCUUCCUGGGUGUUCUGGGAUUUGCGGUUUAUGGGAAUGAGGCCCUUCACUUUAGCUGUGACCCUGACAGAAGGGAGAUCAACCUCUUCUGUUACAAUCAGUUCAGACCUGUAACACCCCAGGUGUUUUGGGCCCUGCAGCUAGUGACGGUUCUUGUUCCAGGGGCUGUGUUUCAUCUGUAUGCCGCCUAUAAAAACAUAAAUCAAGAGGAUAUUCUAGAAAAACCAACAUACACAGUGUUCUACAUCAUUUCUGUACUGUUACGAAUUGUCCUGGAGAUGGCAGCAUUCUGGCUCCAGAGUCGCCUCUUUGGAUUCCUGGUUCAUCCGCUGUACUUCUGUGACGCCAGUUCACUGGAGAAGACAUUUAACUUCACCAAGUGUAUGGUACCGGAGCACUUUGAAAAGACCAUCUUCCUCAGCGCAAUGUACAUUUUCACUAUUAUCACCUUGAUUCUGUGUAUGGCUGAGAUUUUUGAAAUCCUCUGCAGAAGGCUGGGCUAUUUAACAAAUCAAUCACAAUCGUAAACUUGAGAAUAACAGACAAAAGAAUGCAAAUGUAAAAGAUCAUUUUCAUUUAAUCAAAUAUGAUUGCAUGGCAUCCAUCCAGGUGUUUACAUUAUUCUCUACCUCACUGUGAAUAAAACACUGUGGGAUGCAGAAA
Molecule: messenger RNA, 763 nt
Organism: Megalobrama amblycephala (Wuchang bream)
Lineage: Eukaryota; Metazoa; Chordata; Actinopteri; Cypriniformes; Xenocyprididae
Product: gap junction epsilon-1 protein
Exons: 3
Coding region: 1-627 (208 amino acids)
Biological process (GO): cell communication
Cellular component (GO): connexin complex
Source: RefSeq, a predicted model, not a curated record